Molecule: messenger RNA, 1452 nt
Organism: Didymodactylos carnosus
Lineage: Eukaryota; Metazoa; Rotifera; Eurotatoria; Philodinida; Philodinidae
Source: the annotation of a GenBank genome assembly
AUGGAUCAGUUGCAAAAUACGAUAUCUGCUACGUCACAAAAACUUGUAACCCUUCAAGGUUCUUUGUUUAAUGUGACACAAACGACACUUGAAUUAGCUAAACGAUUUGAGCGGAGUGAAUAUAAUACUGAACAACUGGAAAAAGCCGCUAGGAAUACUAUAGCUAAAAUGAAAAAUUUUCAAGAUUUCACUGAUGAUCAGAUUCGUUAUAAUAUUGCUAAAGAUAUUGAACAUCGUUAUGAAAGACUCAAAAGUUCAAUGCAUCGAAUUGCUAAUAAUGAAUUGAACUUUGAUUUCAUUGGCAUGUCUGAGCAAAACGAACUGAUUGAGACCGCUUAUCUCCAGCUAAAGGAUUCGAUUCCAACCUUAGAAGAAUCGAAGUCAACUUUUGUUACUAGAAUGCUCUUUGCACAAACCGUUCAGUUUGGGCCCAUUAAUGAGAAUUCCUCGUCUCCGAAAGUUAAAGAUUUAAUUCCGAAACAGAUGGGCAGUUUAGUCUUCACUAACUAUUUUAUGAAACUAAAGAUCUCUGGAAAUUCCACAACGCAAAUCUAUUAUAUUUUAACGAUUCCAUCUUUUACUGGAAAAAAUGCCGGUGAAAUAAGCAGUUUACCAAAAUUGUUGGCCUUGGGUGAGGACGGAUCUUACAUGGAGUGGAUGGAAAAACCUGAUUCAGCUAGUUGUGAUAUUGGUAAGUACACUAUUUGUCGUAAUCCAUCCGUCUCGCAUGACCGUAUACAAAAUGAGUGCUUAGAGGAAAUUAUAGCUGGAAAGGGACUUAAAAAGUGUUAUACAAAACCUGUACCGUAUAGUCCACCGUAUGUUGCACGUAUUUUACCUGGAGUAGUGGCUAUUUCAACGAAUAAGAACUUGACAUGCGUUGUUAACAGCAAGCAUUGGCAAAAUAUAAGAAGCCUAGGUAUCGUUAAUCUUGGAUGUGAAGAAACUUUAACUUGUGAAAAUAAUAUUUCAUUCGCUGGGGAAAAACGAUGCCGUUCUAUAACGCCAUACGUUUUGCAAACGAAAUCUGAUGAUAUUCUUCGGGUAGUUGAUCGAGUAAAAAAUUUGAAUGUAAAUAUUCCAAAAGUAUAUCCUCGCACUGGUGAUAUGGAUCUAGUGAAAUCUCUAGAGGACCAGCUAGCUUCACAGCAACAAAAUGUGCUUAACUGGACCUUCGGCAGCCUUAAACUGAAACCUCAUCAUACAAUUUCUAUCAUUUUAAGCACAGUUAUUGCGUGUUUGAUAUUGAUGGGGGCAGCAAUUAUCUUGUAUAAAAGACGCUGUCAAAAAAACACUCAGCCAUCCCAAUCUUCACCCACUAUUCAGCUAACGACCCUUUCAGUUCCAAACCCACAGCCAAAAGCUCAUCCAUCUGAUACAUCUCUCCCUGUAGAUGAUCUCAUACAACUGUAUCGCACUGAAUCAGGCAGAAAAAACAAAAUCGCUACCUAG